Jatropha curcas is the source of this 1955-nucleotide messenger RNA. Its product is annotated as flavonoid 3'-monooxygenase CYP75B137. NCBI's taxonomy places the organism in Eukaryota, Viridiplantae, Streptophyta, Magnoliopsida, Malpighiales, Euphorbiaceae. The record is from RefSeq and is a predicted model, not a curated record. Gene Ontology annotation, molecular function: oxidoreductase activity, acting on paired donors, with incorporation or reduction of molecular oxygen; heme binding; monooxygenase activity.
GGGCGACAACAAAACAAUAGCCUGAGUUUAAUUCCAAGCUCACAACUGUAUAUAAUUAGAGAGACUACUGAGUACUCAAUCCAUAAUUACCUCCACUCAAUCUUUUCAUUACAAUUCUCUUUCUCCAAUGUCUGUCUGUAACCUCGCAAAGACAAUCUAUAACUGGUUCAAUUCAUGGAUUUUCAAUGUCAAAGAGCAACAGCACCAAAUUGAAUCAUCACUCUUCAUUUCUUUAUCAGUUCCCAUAUUAUUAGCUUGUUUACUCUUGUGGGCAUUCAAGAAUUCAAAACCUAAGGUUCGGUUGCCACCAGGGCCACUUGGCCUUCCAAUAGUUGGCUAUCUUCCUUUUAUUCGCCACAAUAUGCACCAACUCUUCAUGCAACUGGCUCAAAAAUACGGUCCAAUCUACAAGCUCUCAAUUGGACAAAAAUUAUGUGUCGUAGUGAGCUCUCAAACUCUGAUAAGAGAAAUCGUACGUCAAAAUGACAUUACAUUCGCUAACAGAAUUCCAUCUGUCGCAGCAAAAACCUUCUCAUACGGUGGAAACGACAUAGCAUUUGCACCGUAUGGUCCCGAAUGGCGGGUGCUGCGCAAGAUAUUCGUCCGUGAGAUGCAGAGCAAUGCAAAUCUUGAGUCGUUUUAUCCACUUAGGAGAAACAAAGUCAGGAAAAGUGUAAAAGAUUUGUUUGAGAAGAAAAGCGGAAAGGCUAUUAAUUUUGGAGAAUUGAUAUUUUUGACAAUAAUUAACAUGAUGUCAGGAAUGUUUUGGGGUGCCACCCUUGACGGAGAAGAGGAGAUUAGUGUUGGAGCUAAGUUUAGGUCCGCAACGGCAGAGCUGGUUCAGAUUUUAGGAAAGCCAAAUGUUUCAGAUUUAUUCCCGUUUCUUGCAAGAUUUGAUAUUCAAGGGGUGGAGAGGGAAAUGAAGGAGGCAUCGCAAAAGAUUGAGGAUAUAUAUGAUUAUGUUAUAGAUAAGUAUGUAAUGAAGAAAGAGUUGACGCAAGGAAAAGAAAAGGUGGAGGUAAAUAAAGAAAGAAAGGACUUCAUGCAUUUCUUGUUAGAGUUUAAAGAUCAAGAAACUGGAAGAUCAAUUUCCAGACAACAAAUUAAGGGCUUGCUUAUGAAUAGUGUAAUUGGUGGAACCGACACAUCUUCAAGAACAGUAGAGUGGACCAUGACAGAAUUGAUGCUUCAUCCCCAAAUGCUAAAGAAAGCUCAACAAGAAUUAACAAAAGUAGUAGGAGCCAACAACCUAGUUGAAGAAUCCCACAUUCAAGAAUUGCCAUAUUUACAUGCAAUUGUAAAAGAAGCACUAAGAUUUCAUCCGGUGGCACCAUUACUCCUGCCACGUUGCCCUAAAGACUCCUGCAACGUCGGUGGCUACACCAUCCCAAAGGGCGCUACGGUUUUCUUGAAUGCUUGGGCUCUGCACAAGGACCCUGAGUUUUGGGACAACCCUACAGAGUUUGAACCAGCGAGGUUUUUGGAUGGAAAGGGCAGUGAGUUGGAUUAUAAUGGGAAUCAUUUGCAGUAUUUACCAUUUGGGUCUGGUAGGAGGGUUUGUGCAGGACUUCCUUUAGCUGAAAGAAUGGUAAUGUAUGUGAUGGCCACAUUCUUGCAUAUGUUUAAUUGGGAAUUGCCGAAUGGUGAAAAGCCUGAUACUUCAGAGAAGUUUGGGAUUGUUCAUGAGAAAGCUACUCCUCUGAUGGUUAUUCCGACUCCUAGAUUGUCCAACUUAGCCCUCUAUGCAUAGAUAGCAACAGUGACUGUAGACAUUUAUUUUGGUUUUUCUGUAAAAAUGAAAAUAAAAGAAUAAUAGUAAUGUAAAAUAUUGGGAGAUUUAGAGUUUGAACACUUUCGACCCAAUAAUUUUCAUUAAUUUAGUAAAUGUUACUUCAAAGAGAGGUUACUUUUGUUGUAUAGUCCAUGAUUGUACCAAAGAUAAAAAGAUUUACUUA